CAGAGGGAGGAGAAUCCCAGCUCCCCAAGCCUUGCGAUUGGCCAGAGAAGUCAAGCCCAGCCAGGGAUAAAAGGUGACUGUGAGCAUCUUGCCUGCUUGCCUGCAGCCCAUGUCAACAUGAGCAACCUGGCCUUGUACCGUGGCAUCUACACUGAGGAGCGCUUCCAGCAGCUUUAUGGGACGCCCCCAGAGCCAGAGGGCAGCCUGGCAGGGAUGCUGAAGGGCAAGCUGGCCCAGGGGUGCCGCUGCUCCAGGGCUGCAGCCUUGCACUUGCUCCGAAGCAGGCUUCCCAUUGCAAGCUGGCUGCCCAAGUACCAGCCUAGGAAGUGGCUCCUGGGGGACGUGGUGGCAGGGCUGACCGUGGGCAUUGUGCACAUCCCACAAGGAAUGGCCUUUGCUCUGCUCACCUCAGUAGCACCAGUCUAUGGGCUCUACACUUCAUUCUUCCCUGCCCUGCUGUACAUGCUGUUUGGCACGGGGCGCCAUGUGUCCACAGGCACCUUUGCUGUGGUCAGUCUGAUGACGGGCUCCGUGGUGGAGCGUUUGGUUCCUGAGCCCCUGCAGUCCAAUGGCACCAUCCCUGCAGAAGCAGCUUUGCUGGAGGCGCAGCGCAUUGGCGUGGCGGCCGCUAUGGCCUUCCUUGUCGGGCUGCUCAUGACAGGGAUGUUUACGCUUCACCUGGGCUUCCUUUCCACCUACCUCUCGGAGCCUGUUGUCAAGGCCUUUACCUGUGGUGCUGCUUUGCACGUGGUGGUGUCUCAGCUCCAAAGCCUCCUGGGCUUGCCAUUACCACGUCCCGCUGGCUGCUUCGCCAUCUUCAAGACACUGGCAUCUGUUGUGGAAGCCUUGCCAUUAACCAACACAGCGGAACUGCUCAUCUCAGGCUUCUGCUUGGCUGUGUUGGUGCCCAUCAAAGAGAUCAACAACCGCUACAGGAGUCGGCUGUGGGUCCCCAUCCCGGGAGAGAUCAUCAUGGUACUGCUGGCUACUGGGAUCUGUUUUGCUUCCUCCCUAAACACUCACUAUAAGGUGCAGGUUGUUGGACACCUCCCGGCAGGGUUCCCACAGCCCCAGCUCCCAGCCCUGCAUCUGCUGCCCCAAGUGCUGGGUGACACGGUGGCCCUCACUUUUGUGGCCUACGCCAUCUCGGUGUCAUUGGCCAUGAUCUACGCUGAGAAGCACCACUAUGUCAUUGACCCCAACCAGGAACUGCUGGCUCAUGGCCUCUCAAACCUGGUCUCCUCCCUGUUCACCUGUUUCCCCAGUUCAGCCACGCUGGCUACAACCAACAUCUUGGAAAGUGCUGGUGGACGCACACAGCUCUCUGGCCUCUUCACCAGCGCUGUUGUCCUGGUGGUCUUGCUAUGGAUUGGACCUCUCUUCUACUACUUACCCAAGGCUGUCCUGGCCUGCAUCAAUGUCACCAGCCUUCGGCAGAUGUUUCUGCAGUUCCAGGACCUGCCCGAGCUGUGGAGGAUCAGCCCCAUUGACUUCACGUUGUGGGUGGUCACGUGGCUUUCUGUCGUCGUGCUCAACGUGGACCUUGGCUUGGCGGUGGGGGUUGUGUUCUCCAUGAUGACUGUUGUUUGCCGCACACAGAGGGCUGAGUGCUCAGUUCUGGGCAGGGCAGGGGACACAGAGAUCUACAAGCCUGUCAAGCACAACAGCAAGUGCUUUGAGAUCCCAGGUGUGAAGAUUAUAAGCUACCAGGCUCCCAUCUACUAUGGGAACCGCAGCUUCUUCCGCGACACUCUGAGCCAACUUGUGGGACUCAACCGAGAAGGGGAGAAGCACGAGGACCAAGCUCCAGGCAUCGAGCUCAAGAUGGACAUCAGCACUGUGGAGAGCAAUGUCUCUGUCCUGGACAAAAAGCCUGGCUCAGGCGUGUCAGUACAGGCUGUCAUUCUUGACUGCAGUGGAGUGUCCUUUGUGGACGCAGCUGGAGCCCAUCUACUUAUUCAGGUGUGUGUAGAAUGCCAAAAGGCAGGCAUGCAGAUACAUUUGGCUUCCUGUAAUGCCGGUGUUUUACAGACCUUGAGGUCCUGUGGCCUUCUCCAUCAUCUUCCCCCACAGCAGAUUUUUGUCACUGUUCACGAUGCGGUUUCCAGCCUUCAACAGACUAUGGAAAGUAUGGAGCUGAAGGACCCAACCAUCUGGGUAUAACUGCCUCUGUAUCAAAUCAAUCCAUGCGUACCAGGACAAGGACUAGCUGAGAUCACAGAAAUGCUAGAGGCAGCUGGCUGCCUCGGAAACCAACAAGGCCCUGUCUGCUAUAAUGGAGGGCUGUCCUAUCAGGAAUGGACAGAAGAGAAAGGAGGCAGCAGGACAAGACAGAAGCUCCUUCUCUUGCCAAGACCUCUUUGACCAGUUGUGGUCUGUAUUCAUCUACCCCCACACUAAAGGAGGGUUCGAUUUGCACUCAGUCCUAUUCAAUCUCCAUCUCUUCCGGGCCCUUGUCAGAAAGUUUCGAUACACCAACAACCAGAGAUAUAUAUUUUUUUUGUUGAAAAAACCAACACAAAAAAACCUUUAUUCCCUUCCCCAAAUUGUUUCCUUUAUACAGGAAAAAAACGUUUGAAGUAAUCACAGGUAAAGUCAUUGCCAGCAGGAAAGGGACAGUAAGCUCGUAAGAUGAAAGGAACGGAGCAGCCGCAAAACAGCAGGUGGCAUCCAGCUAUGUUUUACUCAAGAGUACACCCAUGGAAAUUAAUGGACCUAACUUCAUCAUGUUCUUUAACUUCAGUGAGUCUACUCUGAGCAAACGUUAGUGGACUUCUACUCAAUGUGAGCGAAAGGGCUGUGCAGCCUGGAGUGAGAGGUCUCAGUAUAGCUGCAGCAGCCCCCACGGCUGGCUGGAUGCAAACAGGACAGGAGGAUGGGGAGGUUGAAAGAUAUUAUUUCAUGCAAAGGCUAACACACACCCCGCUGCCACUGAAGAACUUGCUUGCCAAAUCUAUACCCUAAAGACUGAUAAACUGCCUUUCCCUCCUCAUGUGGUUGGGCAGUAAGGCAACACUGCAGGGCUGUUGGGAGAAAGUCAGAAAUGGGGGUGAUGUUCACCUCCUGGGCAGCUUCCCUCACUGAGGAGGGUUUCUGCUUUUAGUUUUAAUUCUCCUUCACAUCAGUAUAGUUGACUCUUCAGCCUAGUAUCAUGAUCUGGAUUCAUACCGUGUGUACCAAACUAAGCAUUUGCUUGUUUAGGCUGAAUUAGUAACAGGCUGUAAGCUUUCCAGUAAUAGUUCCAAAUCAAUAUGUCAACAUUUUGAAAAUAACUCUUGCUGUAUUUGAAAGUGUUGUGGGGUGGGGGAAUCUGUAGGGGUUGAAUCACUCCCUCGCUUAAUAAAUAAAUAAAUAAAUAAAGUGGCAUGACAGCAAGAGAGAGGACCCAUCUUAUUUACAUAUCAAUAUGUAGGCUAAAACUAAAGGGGCUUCACCUGCCCUACUUUACAUAGGGAGAGCAAGUGAAAGAUUCAGUGCCUUACCUUUUAGCAUGUGAUUCUGCUGAAUGGAUAAACAAAGAUGAGAGACUUGCUUCUGAGUCAACAAUUGUGCUGUAAGUCCCACUAUGCUCAACAGGGCUUACUUCAGUUUUGAA
Molecule: messenger RNA, 3595 nt
Organism: Podarcis raffonei (Aeolian wall lizard)
Lineage: Eukaryota; Metazoa; Chordata; Lepidosauria; Squamata; Lacertidae
Product: solute carrier family 26 member 10-like
Exons: 18
Coding region: 118-2163 (681 amino acids)
Biological process (GO): transmembrane transport
Cellular component (GO): membrane
Molecular function (GO): bicarbonate transmembrane transporter activity; oxalate transmembrane transporter activity; chloride transmembrane transporter activity
Source: RefSeq, a predicted model, not a curated record